AAGCGUGGUUUCUGCCAACAGCUGUUUGCUUGUCAAUUUCCAUUUACAAAGCGAAACAUAAUUACAGCUCGUUUCAACUACAGGAUUCGUAAAGAUCACAGGGUGCCUCGAGGAUACAAAAAUGUUUAAAUUUAAUUUUGAAGUGGAGGCGGACACAUCUGAAGAUCCAGAGGCCGUUAAAAGUCCCAUUUUUAGUAAUGAAGGCAAUUUCGAACCGGAAUCAGAAAACACAAAGAAUAUAGAUUGGUAUCAGGCAGAGAAAGUAAAGCCAAUAGAUAACCUAAUAUCAACCCUGGACUUCUACGAGUUGAAUGCAAAGGAAAUGAAUGUGGGAAACACAAAAAUUCGACACCUUGUAGCCGGUUUUCUGCUGGACGAUAUAAAAGCCCAAACGCACUUGGAAAACCUCGAUAUCAGAAAGUCUGAAGAAAACCAUUCGGAUCUAAUAGCCGGGGUCUACGAGGGAGGUGCUAAGAUAUGGGAAUGCACAGAAAGUCUUUUACUGUAUCUGUCCGAAAAACAAGAAGACUCCUUCUGGAAAGAUAAAAGAGUCCUGGAUUUGGGUUGUGGUUCCGGAUUACUGGGGAUAUACGCCAUGAAACACGGAGCACGAGUCGAUUUUCAGGACUACAACAAAGAUGUUUUGGAAUACAUCACAUAUCCAAAUGUCCUGCUAAAUGUAGACGAGUCGCUCACUGACGAUGGAAAGUUGGAAUUUUUGGACAAACAUACAUCCUUAUAUGCUGGGGAUUGGGCUCAUUUCACUCAACUUACGAAGGAAGUAGAGAAAUACGAUCUAAUACUUACCUCAGAGACAAUUUACAAUAUUGAAAAUCAGCAAAAACUGUUGGAGACCUUUGCUGGUCGCCUUAAACCGGAUGGAAUCGUUUUGGUCGCUGCCAAAUCUCAUUAUUUUGGAGUCGGAGGUGGCCUGGAACAAUUUUCGGAAAAGAUAAAGCUGGAAAAUGUGUUUCGAUGUGAAAAUGUCUGGCAGGCAGACGAUAACUUGAAAAGAGGAAUUUUACAAUUAAAAUUUAAAUAGUUUUAUUUGUUGAAUUUAUUGAGGCUUUUUAUACCCUUACUCGUAGA
This is a messenger RNA of Drosophila gunungcola (fruit fly), 1089 nucleotides long. Its product is annotated as histidine protein methyltransferase 1 homolog. Gene Ontology annotation, molecular function: protein-L-histidine N-tele-methyltransferase activity. The transcript has 3 exons. Gene Ontology annotation, biological process: peptidyl-histidine methylation, to form tele-methylhistidine. The coding region runs from base 122 to 1042 and encodes 306 amino acids. The record is from RefSeq and is a predicted model, not a curated record. Lineage: Eukaryota; Metazoa; Arthropoda; Insecta; Diptera; Drosophilidae.